Molecule: messenger RNA, 2038 nt
Organism: Phragmites australis (common reed)
Lineage: Eukaryota; Viridiplantae; Streptophyta; Magnoliopsida; Poales; Poaceae
Product: omega-6 fatty acid desaturase, chloroplastic-like
Exons: 10
Coding region: 180-1610 (476 amino acids)
Biological process (GO): lipid metabolic process
Molecular function (GO): oxidoreductase activity
Source: RefSeq, a predicted model, not a curated record
UGGCGCCCGGAGCCCACCGAUCCCAUCCCUGCGGCCUGUGGCGCGCGCUCGCCUGAGCAGCCUCUCUCGCACCUCAAAGCCAUAGCCGCACCCGCGCCCGGUCCAUCCAAGCCGUCUCCGCAACUCUCGCCACUCGCAGUCGCCUCCCCGCGCUGCGCUCCCCGUUGCCACGAGAGGGGAUGGCGACGGCGAGCGGCGUCUCCUCCGGACCCGUGCUGCAGCUCCCCUCUUUGCGGGUAGGAGGACGCUCCUCUGCGUUUCGGGGCGUCUCCUCCGGACCCGUGCUGCAGCUCCCCUCUUUGCGGGUAGGAGGACGCUCCUCUGCGUUUCGGGUGCCGGCCAAGAGCUUGCUGCCUCGGAGAACAGCUGCUGGAGUACCGGCAGGUAACUUUUUUGUGAAGAAUGAUGUUGUAUAUAACGGAAGAAACUACCACCAUUUUCUACCAUUGAAGCAAAGAGGAGGUUUGCAAGCAGCAGUACUGCCUGUUACUCCACCAAUAUUAGAUGAUGAGGGAAAAAGGAAGCAAAUGGCUGAAGAUUAUGGAUUCUCACAAAUUGGAGAACAACUACCAGAUAGUGUUACUCUUAAAGAUGUCAUGGAUACUCUACCUAAAGAGGUAUUUGAAAUCGACGAUAUAAAAGCUUGGACAUCAGUUUUAAUAUCAGUUACUUCUUAUGCAUUGGGACUAUUUUUUAUUGCAAAAGCUCCAUGGUAUCUUCUUCCCUUGGCUUGGGCAUGGACUGGCACAGCAGCGACCGGGUUUUUUGUUAUAGGUCAUGAUUGCGCCCACAAAUCAUUUUCAAGGAAUAAGCUGGUGGAAGAUAUUGUUGGAACUUUAGCAUUCAUGCCAUUGAUAUAUCCUUAUGAACCAUGGAGAUUUAAGCAUGACCGACAUCAUGCCAAGACAAACAUGUUGAUAGAAGAUACUGCAUGGCAACCUGUUUGGCAAAAGGAAAUUGAAUCAUCACCUGUUCUAAGGAAGGCAAUUAUUUUUGGCUACGGCCCUAUCAGGCCAUGGAUGUCUAUUGCUCACUGGUUGAUUUGGCACUUUGAUCUAAACAAAUUCAGACAAAAUGAAGUUCCCAGGGUUAAGAUAAGCUUAGCAUGUGUGUUUGCAUUCAUGGCGAUUGGAUGGCCUCUGAUCAUUCUCAAAACAGGGCUUGCUGGAUGGUUUAAGUUCUGGUUCAUGCCAUGGAUGGUUUAUCAUUUUUGGAUGAGCACUUUUACAAUGGUACAUCACACAGCUCCUCAUAUACCAUUCAAAUCAUCAGAAGAGUGGAAUGCUGCACAGGCCCAAUUAAAUGGCACAGUUCACUGUAACUAUCCUCGAUGGAUAGAGAUCCUUUGUCAUGACAUCAAUGUGCAUGUCCCACACCAUAUCUCUCCAAGAAUUCCAAGUUAUAACCUUCGUGCUGCCUAUGACUCCAUCAAACAGAACUGGGGCAAGUAUGUCAAUGAAGCCAACUGGAACUGGCGAUUGAUGAAAACGAUACUGACUAGAUGCCAUGUGUAUGACAAGGAGAGAUACUACGUUCCGUUCGAUGAGCUCACGCCUGAGGAAUCCCAGCCAAUCAAAUUCCUUCGGAAGUUCAUGCCAGAUUAUGCAUGAUACAAUUACUACUGUUGACUAGUUGAGAGUAUUGUUUACAUAGGCGGACACAAUUACAGUGACUUAGAGAGAAGACUCUUCCUAACAGCAAUGAUACACAAACCGGAAUUGUGACUCAAAAAUUAAUAUGCCGAAUUGUGUUACACGGCUUCAGAAAGGUUGCCAAAAAAUGAUGCUAAUUUUCUUUAUUUUACUCCAUGUUACAGGAGUAUUUAUGCAGUGGGAAAGCGAGCAUUUGUAUGGUUCUCCAAUACAUUUGUGUAUCAUGAAAUAUACAUACACUAGCGUGUGGCUGCUACUUGCCUGUACUGAACCUUUGCUCUGUACCCCAAUUGAUUCAUGGAGAUGUUCUCAAGUGACCAAGUCGGCUGGCCACUGCUUGUAAAUUCUGUUGAUUUUUAUGGUUAUUCUUAAAAUUCUCUUUGUUA